Molecule: messenger RNA, 3169 nt
Organism: Xyrauchen texanus (razorback sucker)
Lineage: Eukaryota; Metazoa; Chordata; Actinopteri; Cypriniformes; Catostomidae
Product: type I phosphatidylinositol 4,5-bisphosphate 4-phosphatase-B-like
Exons: 7
Coding region: 103-855 (250 amino acids)
Biological process (GO): phosphatidylinositol dephosphorylation
Cellular component (GO): phagocytic vesicle membrane; plasma membrane; late endosome membrane
Molecular function (GO): phosphatidylinositol-4,5-bisphosphate 4-phosphatase activity
Source: RefSeq, a predicted model, not a curated record
UGUGACGCUUCCUGUAUGCUUUAGUUUCACGCAUUACUGUUGCGCUUCUUAACAACAUUUAACAGCAGCAAAAUCUCAGCGGAAUCAACGCCCGGUUACGGCAUGGCAGACGGGGAGAGAUCGCCUCUGCUGACGCACAGUCGCGACGAAAUGAAAGGUUUUCCAACAGUCACUUCAUCACCGCCACAUUCCUCUUCGAUGCUGGGAGAGGCUCCUCCACCAUACUCCUCACUGGGCUCCCCUGAGAGUGACAGUGCUCCUAUCAUCAGCUGCAGAGUGUGUCAGUCACUUAUCAGUGUGGAGGGGAAAAUCCACCAGCAUGUGGUCAAAUGUGGGGUCUGCAAUGAGGCUACACCUAUAAAGAAUGCUCCUGCAGGAAAGAAAUAUGUGCGCUGUCCCUGUAACUGUCUUCUCAUCUGCAAAGUCACCUCGCAGAGGAUUGCCUGCCCUCGACCAUACUGUAAGCGCAUUAUCAAUUUAGGUCCAGUUCAUCCUGGUGCAGGGAGUCCAAACCCUCAGCCUAGUGGUGCCAGUGUCUCAUGUGGCCACUGUGGAAACACUUUUCUGUGGACAGAGUUUACAGAUCGGACAUUGGCACGCUGUCCACACUGCAGAAAAGUCUCAUCAAUUGGCCAGAGGUACCCUAGAAAGCGGAGUUUAAUAUGUUUCCUGUUGUGUAUGAUCUUCACCAUAGCGACUGCAGGAUUGAUCGGGGGUACGUGGCGGAAGGCACAUGACAAUAAGGGGAUAUAUGCGUCCUGGGUAAUUUUCAUUCUCCUGGUGCUGAUCUGUUUGGUCAGAGCUCUUCACUGGAUCUGCAUGAAAAUCAGUGAGCCCCUGCACAAUUAUUCUUAAAGUAAGAGAUCCAAAGAGGAGGAGUUGGUAGAGAUGAAGGAGAAAACAGAGCCAAGCUGUUUGCUGACAGAUAUGGAACAGAGUAAUGUUCAAUGGGUGAAUCUUAUGAAACCGCUUAAGAACAUCACCAGGUCAUAUUUCACCCCAAAAUAAAAAGGCAAAUAAAUAAAUGAAGUUUUAGAAUAGAAGCUUAUUUUUUUAAUUUUGCAUUAUUUUUAUACAAUGAAUCACCCACACACAAUUUAUCCUCAGUACUGCAAUUAAAAAAUAUAAUAUUGUAAAUUUUAAAAUGCAUCACGGUAGUAUUUGUUGUACUGCUUUUGAUUAAUGUAGAUUUAAAAAAUAUAUAUUACAGUAAAUUUGGGAUUUGUGACUGAUUUUAAUAGCUAUUUUAUUAUUAUUAUUAUUAUUAUUAUUUAUUAAUAGCAAUACAUUUAGUAAUAAUAAUAAUAAUAAUAAUAAUAUGAAAUGUCUUUUUUUAUUUUUUUGAAAAUGUGACAUGGACAUGAAUUUGUGAGAUUCACCCAAAUAAUUUUGUUGUUCUUUUCUUUAUUCUUUGAGAGGCUCCACUCUACUCUACGUUUCUCUAAACUGAUUCCAAACCUUACAUGUCCACAUUCCUAAUAGGAAUCCACUUCCAAAACAGUGCACACAAUUUACAAAAGGCAUACAGCAACAAAUACUUCAAGACUUUCAGUUUAAAUGCACAUUCUGUUACAGGUUUUGACUGUACUGUGUACAAUACCAUGAAGGCAUUGCAGACAUAUACUGGAGCAUUAGAGUUGCACUGAGAAUUUUGUUAUGAAUAGAUUCCUGACAGAUUAUUGACAGAAGUGCCUCACAUGACUGCGUGUUCUGUCGUUUAUAGCCAGUAACACGUAACUUAUAAGCUUCCAGUUAUUUAUAUAUGGUGGUAUUGCAACUUGGCAUUUUUAGCUGACUGAACUAGGAUAUCUUGUUCGGGAGAAUUCAAAGAAAAAAGGAAGUGAAAACGCCACUCUGAAGCAUUUGGAAGGUUUAAAAAAGGAGGAAAAAAGGAAAAUAAGCAGUUAUUUUUUUAACUUAAAUGUAGCUCACCCAAACAUGAAAAUUAUGUCAUUGUUUAAUCACCCUCGUGUUGUUCCCAACCCCUAGUUUUGUUUCUCUCUUCCAUAGAAUACCUUGAAUUUUUUCUGAUUGGUGUAGUAACUCUAUAUUUAAGGCCUGGAUCAAACUGAUAGAAUAUUUUGACAAAGUGACACUUAAUGCACUUUAUUGUCACAUUAUUGGAAUGUGCUGUAGAUAGCCAAUGAUAAAGUAAAUCAUUCUUUCAGUAUAGUGUACUUGCAUCUUAGCUUUUGAGGUUUAGUGAAUAUUAUUCAGUGGAUCUAUUGCAUCCUCUUUAACGUGCGUGGCGUUCCAAGACCAAACCCUUCCUCUUUCACCUCCGAAACAAUCAGCAAGUCUUUCUGUGUGUCUGCGCCCUCAAAAACAGCAUAGGCACCUAAAUACGCUUCACUUACUAACUUUAAAAGGUAAUCUAAGAAUAUCUGACUAUUUCCAUGAUAUUAACUAUAUUCUGUAGAUUAUUAUUAACCUUGUAGCGUUCGUUGAUGCGGUUUCAUAGACAGGCAUUGCUGCUUAUUAUUUGUACCGUCUGUGGUUGUGUAGUUUACAUUAAUUUGAAAAUCAAAAUUGUAUAGCUGCAUUAAAAUCUUCUCUUUUAUCUGUAGUUGAGACCUACAACUGCAACAUUUCCCAACAGAAUAGUAUAGGUAGAGAUUAAUAUGACAUUUAGAAUGUUUGACAAUAAAAACAUCUGCUUUGUAAAGAGGUAAUUUAUAUUUUCUUUGCUUUGCAGAAACUGGUCAUAAAAACAUUCAUAUACUACCAAAUAAUCAUAGGUAAAUGCCAUCAAAGAGAAUUGAUUAAUUUAUAAUUAUUUGAUAAGAUGUACUGUAAUUCUACUGGGUGACCAAUCUUUUAGGCUCAUUCCAACUGAGCUCGUUGAACUCUUUGUAUUCAAUAAAGAUAAACAGACAGUGAAUACUGUACCUAUUCUAUGAAAAUAUACUUCAGAGAUGACCAGUGUUUUGUUUUUAUUUUUUGUUUUUUUUAUUAUAUAUAGAGAUUAUGAAUUGUUUACAUGGUUGUGCAGCUGAACUGUGAAUUUACCUGUGUAAUUUACACUGUUCUUUUGUUAAAAUUGUAUGUAUUGUUGCACUACAUUUUAGCUACAUGGCUACCUGAUCCUAAUCAUUCCAUCGUUAAUUGUGUUGUUGAUUAUUUUUGUACAUUCCUUUGUUGACUAAAAUGUUUUAACAAACUCUUGAGA